Drosophila novamexicana is the source of this 11428-nucleotide messenger RNA. It is a transcript of the gene pcx, whose product is annotated as protein pecanex. The record is from RefSeq and is a predicted model, not a curated record. Bases 817 to 11157 code for a protein of 3446 amino acids. The transcript is spliced from 14 exons. NCBI's taxonomy places the organism in Eukaryota, Metazoa, Arthropoda, Insecta, Diptera, Drosophilidae. Gene Ontology annotation, cellular component: endoplasmic reticulum; membrane. Gene Ontology annotation, biological process: endoplasmic reticulum organization.
CAAAAUAAAAGAAAAAGCAUAUGAAACGAGGGAGCAUAGGGAGUGAGUGUUACUUUGCAAAAAAAGAAAAAAAAAGAAAAGAGAAAAAAGCAGAACAAAUAUCCAAAUAAAGAAAAGUUCAAAUUUGAAGCUGAAACCAUGCUCGAGAUGUUCGAAUAACAACAACAAUGACAACGCUCGCAUCAACGGGUAAACUAAAAAACCAACACGCUCCAACUGCUACCGCGGUGCAACUGCAUCCACGAAGGCACCACCAGCAGCAGCACCAGCACCAGCAGCAGCAGCAACAGCAGCGGCACCAGCAGCAGCAGCAGAAGCAGCAACAACUGAAAGCAAAUCGAUGUGAACUAAAAUCGUAUUCGUAAUCUUAAUUUCGAAGUGCAAGUGCUGACAGCAAGUGCAACAAAUCGCCAAAAUAUCUAGUUUUAAAUUUCAGCAACAACGCCUCGCCUCGAAUUUGAGCUAUUUAUUUUGCUUGCAUUGUUUUUGCCCAAACUCAGACUCCCGUUGUGCCAAUUCAUUUACACACACAUACACUAACACACACACAGACAUACGCGCGCACACACACACAUACACCCACACACCGAUGGGCGCCUGCCUACACUUUCGACCGCCCGCCCCCCCUUUGAAAGUGAGCGAUUGCUCUCGGAUUUCAACUCCGUUCGCUGGCUUUGAGCUUUAAGCUCCCAAUUGGAAGGCAGCGACAACGAUAACGAUAGCGAUAACGAUUACUGAGUGGAAUUGAGAAAAAAAACGUUGAUAAGACGGCGAUCCUUAAUCCGAUCCGAUAAUAGCAAUGCAGUAUAGGCCACCAUGGGUUCACAGACCUUGGAGAUACUGCGCCAGGGCGUGUGGGCCUCACUGACCGGCGGCUAUUUUUACGAUCCGCAUCAGGGCGUCUUUUGCAAUGUGGUGCAUUUGUAUCUCUGGCUCUACCUGCUCUGUUCGCCCUUUGUCGCCUACUUGUACUUUCCAAGCACAUGGCUGACCUGGUGCCUGUAUUGUGUGCUAACCAGCGGCACCAUAUUGCUGGUAAAGCUUAUCAAUUUGGCGCUGCAUCGGCUGUACGAUCGGGCGCAGACGAUGUCCGAGGUGAAUCUAAAAAGUCAAUUCUUCAAAGUCACCAAGGAAUCGGAUCAGCGCGAUCCCGACGAGGAGAACGGCAUCGAGAUGAAAGUGAUGCGCGCCAUCGGCAACAACGGCUCGCAUCUGUCUGUGGAGCAGGCCAUCAACGAGGCCAGCGAGGAGAACAGCAUCAUGUCCAUUGACAAUGUGAACAGCAUUAUAGAUCUCAAAGUCGAUGUGCAUCGCAAGAACAGCUCGGAGUCCUUUGAGCUUAUGUUUUAUGCGCCGUCGAUGCUCUCCGCUGGCAGCCAACAAGAUCAGCAAUCGAUCGCUGGCUCCGCUAGCGUUAGCAAAUCCAUACGAUCCACUAUUGCCGCCGCUGCACAGAAUAAUCUAUCCGCCAACGAGCUUUUCACCAAGUAUCUGGCCGUCUAUCCGGAAAUGGUUGAGGUCGUUGUGCCUCCCGCUGAAGGCAACGGCGGCGGCGGCACCAACAGCAAUGCUGCAGCGGACACCAGCCGUUCCACGCCCAACUCAACCGCAGCAGCAGCAGCAGGAGCAGCAACAAGCAGCACGGGCACAACCACAGUCAGCACGGGGCGCACGGGUCAUUUGUCGCGCAAAUGCUCGGAGGUAUUUAGUCGACGGCAUCGGCGGCGACUCGAGCGCCAGAGUAGCCUCGACGCUGGUGCCGCGGAGCCCACAUUUAGCGCCAAGCUGAUGCGCAAUCAGUCGGAUACCAUUGCGACGACGACAACAACAACAACAACAUCGGCGGCGGCAGCGCCCAGUUUUCUGCACACGAAGGCGGUGCGGCCGGGGGCCAAUCCGCGACAGCAUUUCAUGGCCAACAACGCACAGGCGGGCGCGGCGGCAGCUGCAGCUGCAGCUGGCAGCGACACUGCCUCCACAUCCUCGGCGGUUAUGGUUGUGGCCCAGCCAAAUACUACACGUUCCUCGCGCCUGCAGCGACAUCGCAGCUCGGAAACGCACGAUGAGCGCCUGAAGCAUCAGAGUCGCGCCGGCCUGUUCCAGUCGAUGCAGCAGCAGCACUCGCAUCUCCAGCACCAUCAUCUCCAGCAGCAACAGCUGCAGCAGCAGCAUGCCCAGCAUCAGAAUGCCAGCAGCAUCGGCAGCGGCGUCAACGAUGUGGAGGACAUGGAGCUGGGACUGGGUCUCGGUCGCGGCGCUGCCAAUGAUGCCUGCAAUCGUGCGCUCCAGUCCUGGAUAUUAGAUUCGUCGUCGGAUGUGUACCUGGAGGAUGAUAGCUAUACCAAAUCCGAUUUGGGCAUUGAGCAGCAGCCGCAUCAGGCGCCAUUUCGGGCCCAGCAUCACCAUCAUCAUCAUCACCAUCACCAUCAGCUGCAUCACAAUCACCUGCAUCAUCAUCUGGGCAGCGCGAUUGUGCGCAAGGAUCCCAACAGCACAAUGUCUGCGCUGCAGCUGUGCGCCUCUAGCAGCUCCGGCAGCGGCGGCGGCGGCGGCGGCAAUGCCAGCAGCAGCACUGGGGCCGGAGGCGGACGGAACGGCAGCACGGCCGCGAUGAAGCGGAGACGACAUUCCAACGCAACCAGCUAUCACAAACAGAACAGCGGGAGCAGCGCACAGGGCGGCGGCUCCAAGUCGACGCUGUUGUCGUCCGGCGGCCAAACGGGCGGCGGAGGCAACGGUGUCCGGCGCAUUAAGAGCGCCGCUCUGGAGGUGCUGUGCCCGCAGCCGUCCGUCUCGAAUCUGAGCCCGCAUCCGAACAGCGUGGAGGCCAUCAGCGGGCAGCAGCAGCUGCGGAAUCCCCUGCCGCCGCCGAGCAAGAGUCUGGUGCGCAAUCAGCUGCUGAACCUUUAUCCGCCACGUCUGGUCGAUCAGCAAUACGCGGAGAGCAGCGGUGCCGGCGGCGGCGGCGUCGGCGGUGGGAGCAGCUGCAGCAGCGUCAUCUUUGGUAGCUCCAGCGCCUGCGGCUCAACGCAAGCGCUCAUCGAGCCGCCCGUCUAUCCCAUUGUUGAGCAUUUGGAUGAGAAGACGUCCGACGAGUCGCCGGGCGCACAGCCGCGCGAUGAAACGGACCAUGUCAACGGCAGACACGAUGAUGACGACGACGAGCUGGACGAUGUGCCGCUGAGGCGUCGCACACGCGCCCUCGGCUGCAGUCAGACGCAUCAUAGCGCCGAGUCGGAUGUGGGCGGCAUUUUGGCGGACGAUGAUGACGAUGUCUUCAAGGAUUUUGAUGACAAUCUCGAGCACAUACUCAGCGAACUGCAGCAGACGCACAGUCAACUGGACGACGUGCUCAAGAAGUGUGAGCUCUACGCGGCGGGCACGGCCGGAACGGGCGCCCCAACGGCAGCCGCUGCUGCAGUGGCCACCGCUGCAUCCGAUGACGAGGAGACGGACAACAACACGGGCUCACGCUCACCCCUGCUCAGCAAUCGGCAGCAGCAGAGCGCGCGCGAACAGGCCGCCGAGCAGGCCAUGCGCCAGGAGCUAUCCUUGCCCGCGUUGCAGCAACAGAUUCAACCGGCGACGGCAACGGCUGCGCUGAUACGCAGCGAGGCCGAUUCGGGCUGUCCGUCCAGCGACUGUGAGCAGGUGAGCGCCAGCUCCAAGGAUCAGCUGCUCGCCGGCAUGGAACAGCUGCCCAGCAGUCAGACCCAAACGCAGCCGGAGCAGAAUGGUGAGCAGCAGCAGGAGGAGCACCAGGAGGAUGGUGACGAGGAGGUGGAGGAGGAUGAGGAAAAGCCGUGCACAUCACGCAUGGCCGCCAGAAGCCUAGGCGCCAUACCCAAGGUGCUCAACUAUCGCGAGGUGGACGAACUGCGUCGCCGGCGCGCCACCAGCAACCAGCUGGACGCCUGCCGCAACGAUCUGGCGGUCAUCAAGCAGCAGCAGCAGCACAAGCUGCCCGGCGGCGGCGCUUCGCGCAAUUCCUCCUCGUCGAACUCGACGCACAGCAUCAGCUUGACGGAAAGCCUCACCGCGGACAUACACAAGAUGCUCUGGCUGAUGCACGGCGGCGCUGUCGAUGAUCGCGGUCGUCCCAUAGCCGGCAUCUUGCCGGAUGGCACGCCCGUGCCGGCCAAUCCCAGUAUUGUGCCGCCAAACAUGUCCAGUGCGCAUUUCCAGUUCUAUCAGGAUGCCAUACAGGCGCUGCAGAGCAGCUAUCCCGCCUCCAGCUCCGUGGAGCACAUGACGCACAUCGAGCUGGCGCUGGCGCGUGACAAGCGCUGCAUGGACGCCAAGCGGAUGAUUGAGAAAAUGGCUGCGCUCUCAACGGGCAGCGAAGCGCGAGGCAAUGGCGCACAGACGACGGUGCCGCCGCCAGCUCUGGGCAUGCUUAUGGGCAGCUCAACGCGAGCAGCGGGAGCGACGCGUGCCUCGCUGCAGGGCAUGUUCAAUAUGAUGCGCAGCGAAUUGCAGGCAGCACGCACGGAUGCACUGCAGCAGCAGCUAAACGAGGCGGUGGCAGCGGCCACUAACGCCGGCGUUGCCCUGCCCACCGACACCGCCGCCAGCCGGCAGCAGCAGCAGCAGCAGCAAUCGCAGCAACAGCAGCAGCUGCAGCAACAGCUCAGCCAGCCGAUGCUGAAUGUGGAUGGUCAUUUUGCGCCGUACUGCGAGUAUUGGCGGCCAGCCUGCCUGCUGGCCGCCGAGAAGACGGUGGUGCCGAAGAGUUUCUACAAGUAUCGCUUCAAGUGGUGCGGCCAGGAGCAUGAGUUCAAGAUAGCCAUGGAUCGCCUGGAGCUUCUAGCUCUGUUCGAUCGUGAUCUGCACUGGCUGCACGUCCUGCUGGCCUGCGUGCUGUGCACCCUGGUCGCCUGCCUGGGCGCUGCCAUUCUGCAGCACAACUACUACAAGGAUCUGUGCGUGCUGCUCUUCUGUGCGGUCAUCGCCGGCGCCCAGUACUCGCUGGUGAAGAGCGUCCAGCCGGAUGCCGCCUCGCCGGUGCACGGCUUCAACAAGACGGUCGCCUAUUCCCGGGCCAUAUACUUUUGCCUGUGCGGCGGCCUGCUCUUGCUGCUAAAGCGUCUGGACACGGAUUAUGCGCAACGGCCGCCGGAGGCAAUGAUUUUCUUUGGCAUACACUAUGCGCCGGCGCAUGUGGUCGGAUUGCUGCUGCAGUCGCUCUAUGUGCUGCUACUUUGCUUUCCGAUCAUCUUUUCGGUGGGUCUGUGCCCGCAGAUCAACACGUUUCUCAUGUACCUGCUCGAGCAGCUCGAUAUGCAUCUCUUUGGCGGCAAUGCGGCGAGCAGUCUGCUCGGUUCAUUCCUUUGCCUGCUGCGCUCCGUGCUCGCCAUUCUGCUGCUCUACGGGCCGCUUUACGCGGCCCUGGACGAGCGUCGCGGCACACAGUAUAUACUCUUCUCCAUAUUCUGCGCCAUGCUCAUACCGUUGGGCUAUCAUUUGUCGCGCUCGGCGAGCGAUUUCAGUCAUCUGUGGCGGCUCAUCAAGACCUGCAUCGUGAGCACCUAUCGCGACGACGAGGACGACCUGAGGCACAGCCGCAAACGUAGCCAAGCCGGGCAGCAGCAGCAGCAGGAGCACGUGCAGCAGCAACAGCUGAGCCGCGGCAAGCGUCAGUCAUCGGAGCCGACGUCAACGGGGCAGCCAACGCCGCUUGCAACGCAUCGGGCACGCCAGCCGGAGCUCAGCUCCAUGGCCAACAGCAAUGAGCAUAUCGAGCUCAGCUCGCUCGAAAAGCUCGCCAUGGGCGAGGAGCAGCAGCCCGAACGGGAGCAGGAGCACGAGCACGAAGCGGAGACACAGCUGAAUCAGAAGCAUAGCAAAUCGAAGGCCUCGUCGCUGGGCAGCAGCCAAACGCUGGCCAAGACCAUCAGCAGCAGUAAACGCGCCAUGACCGCCUCCAGCUCGUACGCUUCCAUUGGCGUUGAGGACCCAGCAGCAGCUGCAGGAGCAGCAGCAACAGCAGCAGCAGACAAGGAGCUGGUCAAGAGAUCGCGCAGUCAGGAGAACGUUUACGAGGCAAAGACCAACGAGGAUGUGCAGGAUGACAAAAUCUCGAGUUCAUCGACAACGAAUCCCGGCGAUAUGUCCACACUGACCGCCGGCGCGGGCACCGCCAACACAGACAUCGAUGCGACAGCCUUGGACGCUGAGACGGAUGAUCAUCAGGAGGAGGAUCAUGCCGCCAUCGAGCUGGACAACAGCGAGCUGGACCAGGAUGAGUUGCCCGAUCCGUUGCCGCGCAAAUUGCAGGCAACUGUGACGACGCGCCUGAAGAACGAUCUGGUUGUGAUGACCCUGCUGGGCGUCAGUGUCCUUGUGCUUCAUUGCAGCACCGUCUUCACCGUUCUCCAGCCGGAUCUCAAUGUCGUUCUCUACGUAUUCAUCGGCACCCUAGGCGCCCUGCUCCACUAUGCCGUGCCCCAGAUGCGCAAGCACAUGCCCUGGCUGUGCUUCGCUCGACCGCUGCUGCGCCAGAAGGAGUUCGGCCAGUUCGAGGUGCUCAAUGCGCCGCAGAUCAUGUGGUUCGAGAAGUUCUACAUCUAUCUGAGCGUUCUCGAGCGCAACGUGCUCUUCCCUCUGUUGGCCAUAUCAUCGCUGACCGCCGACUCGCAGCAUAUUGUCGACAAGUUCGGAGUUCCUUGGGGCACGCUCAUCGUCGCCGUUUGCGCGCUCAAAUUUGUCCGUAAUGCAUACUCGGAUCCGACGAACCAAUACCUGAUCAUUAUAUUCACCGUGCUGCUCUUUCGCAUCGAUUUCUCGAUGGCAACGGAAAGUUUCAUCAUCGACUAUUUCUUCGUAUCGCUCGCUUUUCGCAAGUGCUGCGACUUUCUGCUCAAGCUGCAGUUCAUUGUGACGUACAUCGCGCCGUGGCAGAUUACGUGGGGCUCGGCUUUCCAUGCCUUCGCCCAGCCCUUCAGCGUGCCCCACUCGGCCAUGCUGUUCCUGCAGGCGGGCAUCUCGGCGCUGCUGUCGACGCCGCUGAAUCCGUUUCUGGGCAGCGCCAUAUUUCUCACCUCGUAUGUGCGUCCGGUUAAGUUCUGGGAACGGGACUACAAUACGCGUCGCAUCGAUCACUCGAACACGCGGCUCAGCUCGCAGCUGGAGCGCGAUCUCGGCGCCGACGACAACAAUUUGAAUAGCAUCUUCUACGAGCAUUUGACGCGCUCGUUGCAGCAUUCGCUCUGCGGCGAUCUGCUCAUGGGUCGCUGGGGCAAUGUCAACCAGGGCGAUUGCUUCGUGCUCGCCUCGGACGAUCUGAAUUGUUUGGUGCACAUCAUCGAGCUGGGCAACGGGCUGUGCACGUUUCAGAUGCGCGGCCUGGAAUUUCGCGGCACCUAUUGCCAGCAGCGCGAGGUGGAGGCCAUUACGGAGGAUGUCGAGGACAACGAUGGCUGCUGUUGCUGUGAUCCCGGCCAUUUGCCCCGCCUGCUCAGCGCCAACGCCAUGUUCUCCACGCGCUGGCUAGCCUGGCAGGUAGUUGCCGCCCAAUAUGUCAUCGAGGGCUAUUCCAUAUCCGAUAACCUGGCCAGCGCCACGUUGCAGGUCUUCGAGUACCGCAAGGUGCUCAUCACCUACUACAUUAAGAGCAUCAUCUACUAUGUGGUGCGGAAUCCGAAGCUGGAGCAGUGGCUCGCCUCGGGUCCCAUACAGGAGGCACUGCAGCAUACGCUGAGCCGUCAAUUUGUCGAUCUCGAUCCCAUAUUCAAUUUCAAUCUGGAUGAGGAUUUCGACUUUCGUGCCGUUGGCAUAACACGCUCUAGCUUCUGCUACGUCUAUCUCAAGUGGAUCAACUACUGCGUAGACAAGCGCAAGGAGGCGCAAGCCGCCAAGGAGCCAACAGUGCAGCCAGUCAAGGAGCCUCCGGCGCCACCGGCUGCCGCCACAGCGCCGCCCACAGUUGCCGCUGCUGUGGUGCCGCCGCCACCGCCACGCCCACCCACGCCCGCGCACAACGACUCGAAGAGCACGCCGAAUCUGUCCGCGCACGGCGGCACCAGUGUGCCCCAGUCCAAGUCGCAGUCGCAGCAACAGCUGCGCAGCGUCCGGCCCCAGAAGAGCGCCACGAUGAGCGGCGGCAAUACGGCGCCCGGCGUUGUCCAGCCGGAGGGCAGCGUGCUGGGCGGCAUCGAUCAGCUGAGCAGCUCGCACAGCUUUGCCAACAUCUCGCGUCAGACAUCGGAGAGCGCGCCCGGACUGGGCAACUAUGUGGCCUACAUGGAUCAGAAUGUGUUCGUCAAGCUGGCCAAGACGUCGACAACGACGCCGGGCAACACCAUAAUGCCCAGCACUGUGCCCUCGAUGACAUCGCGGCCGACGCCGAAGCCACGCGCCCAGAGCGUCAACAAGGACGCACCGCUGGUGUCCCUGUGCCUGGCACUGGGCCUGCUCGCCCGUCGAUCCCUGGCCACCGCGUCGCACAGCUCACUGACGGGCGUCGAGUACUUUUUGCACGGCCUCCAUGCGCUCUUCAAGGGCGACUUUCGGAUCACGUCGCCGCGCGACGAAUGGGUAUUCGCGGACAUGGAGCUGCUGCAUUCAGUUGUGGCGCCCGCUGUUAAAAUGGCCCUCAAACUGCAACAGGAUCACAUUACAAAUCCGGAUGAGUUUCACGAUCCGCUCGCCCUGUACGAGGCCAUCGACAAUUGCUCCAAGGAGCUGGUCAUCUCGCACGAGGCGGAUCCCGUCUGGCGCAGCGCUGUGCUGCGCGGCGCACCCAAUUUGCUGGCGCUGCGCCAUGUCAUGGAGGACGGCUCCGACGAGUAUCGCAUCAUCCGGCUGACCAAGCGUUUUCUCAGCUUUCGCGUCAUCAAACUGAACCGCGAAUGCGUGCGCGGCUUGUGGGCAGGCCAGCAACAGGAGCUCAUCUAUUUGCGCAAUCGCAAUCCGGAACGCGGCAGCAUACAGAACGCCAAGCAGGCUUUGCGCAACAUCAUCAACUCCAGCUGCGAUCAGCCCAUUGGCUAUCCCAUUUACGUCUCGCCGCUGACCACAUCCUAUGCGGACACAAAUGGCCAGCUGUGUCAGGUGAUUGGCGGCGCCAUAACCCUCGACACGAUCAGGCAAACCGUACUCGAUUGGUGGCAUCGCAUACGGGAACGCUGCCGCCAGGGCUGCAGCUCCGGCUCCGCCAUGGAGGCAUCCAUGCAGCUCGGCGGCGGCGCCGGCGGCGCCUGCAAUUUCGGCAGCGGCGGCAGCGUCGUCGGCACCGGCACCGGCUCCAUCUCCAUUGCAGGCUCAGCCGCCGUUGCAGCGGGCGCGACGAGCGUUGGCGGCGCCGGCGGCGGAGUUGUCGCCGGCUCGGGCAGCGCGCCCGGCACGGCGAGCAGCACGGGCGGCGAAUCUGGCACGGAUCUGGCGCCGGUGUUCAUCUCGGCGCCGCUCUACAACACGCUCACCGUCAACAGCUACUACGGCCACGUCCGGCCGGGCAAUGUGCCCGGCAUGACCGGCAUGGCCGGCAGCUAUGUUGGCGAUACGCUGGCCGUGGUCCGCGGCGGCCUGGCCGUCAUGCCCGUCAAGCCCACCUCGACCACGCUCAUAGCUGGUCUGCUUAAUCGCGAACGCGACCAGGAGGCUGCCUGCUCCGGCUCCGGCUCCGGCACUGGCACCGGCUCCACGUUGCGCAUGGCUCCCGGCUCCAGCACUGGACCGCGCACGCGCAGCGGCGGACAGCUCCAGGGAAGCACUCGGCGCGCCACAUUGCCCAUUGCCAGCGGAGCUGAUGCUGCGGCCGAUGCCAAUGCCAUGCAUUCGGAACUGGCCGAGCCGGAGUCUAGUCCGCGCUCCAACAAGCUGCUGUCCGGCUCGUCCGGCAGCCUCGGCAUCGGCCCCGGCGUUGGCAAUAUCAUAACCACGCCCGGCGAUUAUCCGCGCAAGACCAAGGGACCCAUUUGCCUCAUGGCCAGCGACUCAGCCUCCGGCAGCACCAGCGCAGCAUCAGCCACAGCCGCAACAGCAGCAGGAGCAGCAACAACAUCCUCAUCCGCAACCGCAUCCGCAUCGAAUGCUCAGCAAACGCCGCGCAAACCGCGCAUCGAUAUCUACAGAAAGGUCAUCAUUGUGGACGAUACGGGGAUCUACGACUGUCUGGACAUCAUCGAUGCCGUCGUCUGGCCCACGGAUCAUAUGCGCGCUAAUGGCGGCCGGCUCAGCUGGAAGGAUUGGGAGCCGACGGCGGGAAUGGUGGGACAUGUGGUGCACGUAUGGGUGCCGAAUCACAAGGAUGUGCUGUUCCGUUCGCAUGUGAAUCGCUGUGUGUAUCUGAUCGAGAUCGGGGAGCACUAUGUGCCCGUCGAGGAGCUGGGCCUGCGCGAAUACAAUCAGAUAUUGGGCAGCAGCAGCGAGGAGAUGGCCAACUCCAGGCGCAGCUCGAUACAGCGCGACUUUCACGAGUACAACAUGCAGCUGAAGCUGGCCGGGCUGACGCCCAUCCUGGGACCCAGCGGCAGCGGCAGCAAGAUGCCAAAAAUACGCGCCGUCAGCAGCAGCUCCUCCGACGAGGAUGACGAUCCAGCACCGACAGCUGCGGCUUCGACUGCGACUGCGACUGCGGCUUCGACUGCGGUUGCCGUUGCCGGCGAUGUGGCCGACACUGCGGCCGGAGCAGCUGCUGUUUCGGCGAGCUCGCUGCCACCGGGCGUCAAUUUCAAUAUGCUGCUCAACAUGUGGAAACUGAUUGCCGACAAGAAGAAGCAGGCCAUCAAUAUUGAUACCACGGAGCCAUUCGCGGCAUUCGAUUAUACGGGCGAGCUGCCGCCGGAGCUGAUGCGUGAGCUGGAGGCAAGUCGAUUGGCGCAACAACAGCAGCUAGAGGAGCAGCAGGAGGAGGAGCUGCGCAAGCAUUUGCAACAGCUCGAGGAUGAGGCGAAUGCUCUCGCUGCCGAGCAGGCGGCGCAGUCAAACGUGAUACAGACGCCGCCAAGCGAGGAGCUGUCGCUGGAGGUGAGCGGCACGCCCACGCCGACAAGUACGCCCACGGCGGAGGAGGAGAUCAAGGUGGAGCAAGAGCAGGAGCAGGAGCAGGAAGAGGAGAAGCAGGAGGAGAAGCAGGAGGAGAAGGAGAUGGAGAAGGAGGAGCAGCAACAGGACAAAUUAGAGAAAGAUGACGAGGAUAAUGGAACCACAGUUUAAAGCACACACACACACACACACACACACACACACACACACACAGAGAGAGAGGGGUGUGCGUGUGUGGUGUAUAUCAUUUGAUGAACAAUUUAGCCCAACUGAAACGAAUUCGGAUCUAAGCAAAUAAAAAUAAAAAUAAUUAAAUAAUUAUAAAAAAAAAAGAAUACAACAAAGAAAUACUUCCAUGAAAUCAAAGUAGAGUUUUUAAAACGACUGCGUUUAGUUUGGAUAAAUGUAAAUAUUAAUUAAUUAAUUAUACAAGCUAUAUAUA